Molecule: messenger RNA, 2461 nt
Organism: Linepithema humile (Argentine ant)
Lineage: Eukaryota; Metazoa; Arthropoda; Insecta; Hymenoptera; Formicidae
Gene: Exo70
Product: exocyst complex component 7
Biological process (GO): exocytosis
Cellular component (GO): exocyst
Molecular function (GO): phosphatidylinositol-4,5-bisphosphate binding
Source: RefSeq, a predicted model, not a curated record
AAAGGGAGAAUGAUUGCUCUCAGCCGGAAGUAAAAGUAACAAUUUGACAGAAAUGCAAAAUAUAAUUUAUCUUUUUCGUCACCCAAUAUGUUACAGACAGUUGUGAGAUUUUGAGUUUGAUUGAGAUUAACUGGAUUCCUGAAAUAAGUACUGAAUUACCAAAGAUGUUAUUGAAGUCACUCAUUAUCACUUAAUAAGCACUUACUUCAUCAUUGCUUAUUAGUUACCUUUAUUUAUAAUUAUAUAUGCAAGAACGAAUGAAGAAAACAUGCACGCGACACGGGCUGACACUUCUGAAAGACGAUUUGAAAUACAAUGUAAAUUGGAGUCAGAGAUUGCUGCUCUAGAAGCCUUGAAGGAGGCGGAGGAACGUAGCCGACGUUUGACAAGUGGAGUAGUGGGAAUUCUUUCCUCCUUGGAAGAUCGUUUGGCUACGCUGCGACGUACAAUACUCCCUGUUUAUAAUGAGACAGGGAAUCUCCAAGCUCAGCAACACAAUAUAGAAAAGACCUUAAGUAUACUGGAUCACGCUAUCGGAUACUAUGGUGUAUGUCAAGAAGUGGAAGAUGCGGUGCGGGCUGAACCAAGUGGGCCUGGUGGUUUAGAUGGUUUUCUCGAGGCUAUGAACCGUCUGUACAAUGCUCAGCGAUACUUCCAAAAAAAUAAUCCUAGCUCUGUCGAGUUAGAAAAUGUCACAAGUCUCUUCUCGAUCGGCCUAGAAUCACUUUAUGCUGAAUUUCAUGAUAUUCUUACUCGCCAAAGUAAACCGAUCCUUCCUAUUUUACUCUUGGAUUUAAUUGGCUCCGAUGAAGAUACCAGCGGUGAAGAUGCACCGCAGUCUCUAUGUCAAUUGCCGGAAAGCGUUAUGAGCGAUUUGCUCAAAAUUUCCGGAUGGCUGGAGGAAAGAGGCCACCGUAAACACAUAAAAAUAUAUGCCUCUGUGCGUUCCGCCAUCGUCUUGAGGUCCUUGCAGUUGCUCAGAGAACAUCAGAGGAGCGCCAGUGGCGGCAGUACACACGCUGGAAGUCCAAUGCCUAGAGCGAAAUUCGCUAAUCGGCACUCUUUGGGUGGUCAGGAGAACGCAGGGCGCAAAGCGUCGCGACGGUUGCAGCACGCAUUGGAGAAGAAGGCCAACAGAAUGCUGUUGAAAGCGUCGCAAACAACGGGCUUAAACCUGUCCCUGACGGCGUCCAGGAAGCCGACGCCGCAGCUCUCGCCGUAUUCCAUGGAGGACGCGGCGCCUGACGAGCAGGAGAUGGAGAAUUAUCUUCUGUUAGCGGUCGGUCUGCACAAACUCAUGCAAGCCGAGCGAACGCUAGUCGCGAAGAUCUUGCCGGCAUCCUUACAAGCGCAGGUGCUGGAAGCUACCGUUCGUGACGCGAUGGACUUAGUGGCUCACGAUGGAGACAGCAUAGCUACGCGUGCCAAACGGUGCAUCACAAAACGCGACUUUUCCGCCGUUCUCGUGGUCUUCCCGAUUCUAAAGCAUCUCGGCGAAUUGAAGCCCGAUCUUGAGAGAACAGUCGAGGGUUGCGAUUACGCACUUCGCUCAAAAUUUGCCUCUGUGCUUGACACGUUAAAUGCAACUGGUGCUAAAGCUUUGGAAGAUUUUGCGGAAAGCGUGAGAAAUGAAUCUAGCACGGCUUUGCCAAAAGACGGCACCGUAGCGGAGGGGACUAGCAAUGUCUUAGUUUUUCUAGAACAGUUGGCUGAAUACGCAGACACGGCCGGUGCUGUUCUACGACGCAACACCGAUAUAGAUCAAACUGUGUCGUCCGCAAAAAAUGCAGAAAAAGGACAUAGAAUGGUUCUCGGCGUAUAUGUCAAGAAGGUUCUCGCUCAGUUGAAUCUAGCGUUGGUGAAUAAAAGCGACGCGUCUUACUCCGAUCUCGCUUUACGUGCUUUGUUCCGGCUAAACAACCACAAUUACGUGGUCAAUGCUCUCCGCCGAAGUUCCCUUAUGGAGCUACUUUUGCUGGCCGAGCCGAGCGCGGAGCAAACGUAUCACGAUCUACUUCUGAAAGACAGAAACAAUUACGUCACUACGACAUUCGCCAAGGCGCGAUCGUACCUCGAGCAAUCCGCAGACGAACCAGAUCUUGCCGCUAAAACGUUGAAGGAAAAGUUCUUGGGUUUCACGAAAGAACUCGAGGAAGUGGCCAAGUGUCAACGUUCUUACUCGGUACCUGAUAGACGUUUGCGCGAGGAGUUAAGGAAGGAACUGCACGAGACAAUUGUUCCGUUGUACACCGCGUUCCACAACAAGUAUCGCGGCGUGUCGUUCUCGAAGAACCCAUCGAAAUACAUCAAGUACACGCCCGACCAGAUAUCGGCGCUGAUCAAGACGUUCUUCGACACCGCCGCGUAAUAAUGUACAAAAUGUUGCACCCCCGAUGAUUGUUUCUCCAAGGAAUUAGCAAAGUAUUUAAUAAACACCCAUUUAAUAAAGCAUAUUCAGUUA